Messenger RNA from Penicillium vulpinum, 4116 nucleotides. Its product is annotated as ABC transporter ATP-binding protein. The record is from RefSeq and is a predicted model, not a curated record. The transcript is spliced from 5 exons. Gene Ontology annotation, cellular component: membrane. Gene Ontology annotation, biological process: transmembrane transport. Gene Ontology annotation, molecular function: ATP binding; ABC-type oligopeptide transporter activity; ATP hydrolysis activity. The coding region runs from base 1 to 4116 and encodes 1371 amino acids. NCBI's taxonomy places the organism in Eukaryota, Fungi, Ascomycota, Eurotiomycetes, Eurotiales, Aspergillaceae.
AUGUGGUCCAAACGCAAAACUUCCGGUCAGAACGAAAUCAACAAAGAAAAUAUUACCGAGGACGUUCCGGGCUGGAGAUCGCUGUUCGGAUUCACCACUCGAAGACACCUGCCGACUCUAAUAUUCGGGUCUAUAUUCGCUCUGCUUGCUAGUUGUGUUACCCCGGCACUUGCAAUCUUCCUUGGCAAUGUCUUUGACUCGUUUACCUCUUUCGGCGCUGAUAAGACUGAUGCGAAAGGGCUUCAUCACCAAAUAAUCACAAACUGCUUUGGAAUGAUCGGGCUGGGAGUAGCUGGUUGGUUUUUGAACGGUACAUACUACGCUCUGUUCAUUGCAUUUGGGGAAAUGCAGGCCUCCGUUAUUCGCAGCCAAGUGUUUCUAGAAUUGCUAAAACGCGACAUUGAGUGGUUUGAGGCUAAAAGCGAGGGUUCGGGUGCUUUGUUAUCGGGAAUUCAAGCACACAUUCAUGAAAUUCAGAUGGCGACAUCGCAGCCACUUGGACUUGUAUUGCAAUACUCGUGCCGUUCACUGGCUUCACUAGGGCUCGGCUUCUACACCUCAUGGAGCCUCUCUCUGGUAACUCUUGCAGGCAUUCCAAUAUUCUCGGCAAUUAUCGGAUUCCGUUCUUCCAAAAUGAAGUUUAGCAUUACAGCACAGCAGGCUGAGCUUACAGAGGCUUCCAAGAUUGCGAACAAUGCUAUCACAAAUAUCGAUACAGUAAAAUGCCUCAAUGGACAGACCUUCGAGCAUCAGAGCUUUGCCGAUCGCAUUGAGAGAUCUGCCACACACUACCUUCGACAAGCUCGGCUGAAUUCUCUGCAAAUUGCUUUCAUCCGGUGGAUGAUGUUCGCGAUGUUUGUUCAGGGAUUCUGGUAUGGCAGUUCGCUUGCUCGCGCCGGGAAACUCACAUCCGGAGAAGUUCUCAGAACCUUCUGGGCCUGCCUGACUGCAGCUCAGUCUAUCGAGCAGAUAUUACCCCAGAUGAUCGUGAUGGAAAAAGGAAAGGUCGCUAGUGUUGCCUUGAAAUCGAUAUUAAAGAGUCGGAGAGAAGAUAAAACUGUGAGCGAGGCAAAGGGAACUCGGUAUCCGGAACACUGUGAAGGUGAUAUCGAGGUCAAAAAUGUAUCAUUUUCAUAUCCUAGUCAGCCUGAUCAAUGUGUUCUCAAGCCCUCCAGCUUUUUCUUCCCGGCUGGAGAAACCACAUUCGUUAUAGGGAAAAGUGGCUCUGGUAAAAGUACCCUCAGUCAGUUGCUGAUGCGGUUCUACUUGCCAAAUUCAGGCGAAAUCCUGAUUGACCGCAAUCCAAUGCAAGGACUCGAUAUCAACUGGAUCCGCAACAACAUUACUCUUUUAGAGCAAAAGAGUGUUCUCUUCAAUGAGUCUGUGCUCACGAACAUCGCCUUCGGUCGCCAGGACCAUGCAACUGUCACCAAGGAAGAUGUCAAAGAUUCCAUUGACUUGGCCAUGCUUGAGCACACAAUAAAUGGUCUUCCCAAAGGUAUUGACACUUGCGUUGGUCCGGGUGGAGGCUUUUUAAGUGGCGGCCAAAGACAGCGAGUUGCAAUUGCCAGAGCGAAAUUACGUGACACCCCAAUAUUGAUCUUAGAUGAACCCACUAGCGCCCUUGAUCAUACCAACCGAGUCGCAGUGAUUAAAGCAAUCCGUGAGUGGCGGAAAGGAAAGACCACCAUCAUCAUCACUCACGAUAUGUCACAAAUCAUGGAACAGGAUUUCCUGUAUAUCCUCGAACAGGGUUCGAUCGUGAAAUCCGGCUACAGAUAUGCCGUGGAGGUCAGUCCGGGAAGUGAAAAAUAUUUUCAUACCAAAGUCGACAGUUCUCUGGAAACCAAGACCCAAAACAAGAGAUCUUUGGAUGAUACGGACAUUUCGUGGGAGAGCUCAUCAUCGGAGAGCUUAGACACCUUAAGACCUCCAACAGCUUUUCUCGGACAUCGUCAAACUAGGGCAUCAUGGGCUCAAGGCCACAUACCCCCAAGUUUUGGCUCCGGCUCACUAGACUUACUGGCAAGAAGGAAUUCGGAAUAUGUGUUCAGGAGUGGAGAGUUCCUCGGAUCGCCCUUGCAAGAUCGGAGCCAGCGUCUUCCUCUCAUGAUAGAAGGGCCAAGUCGCCAGCGGGACUCGACGGCCCUCCAACUUUUCACAGAAGCAGUUGAAAUGGUACAUAUUGAUGAUCAGGGCUUCAAGGCGGAUCCGUGGGCCAAUGAACACGGCGCAAAAGAUCCAUCAGAGACUACACGCAGCCGGAAACCAUAUGGCCGCCGCAAGAAAUCAAAAGAGCAGCACAUACCAAAAGAACGAAUGACUCCGCUCUUUCGAAUUAUGGGCACUAUUCUAUCGACUUUGACGAUCAGACAACGAAUCAUUCUCUUCCUAGGAUUUUCCGCGGCACUGGCCCAUGCAAGCGCGACUCCGAUAUUUUCAUAUUGUCUGUCGCAACUGUUUGGAACCUUCUAUGCUGGAACUAACAGUGAACACCUUACAAUGACAUGGUCGCUUGCUGUAUUAGGGGUGUCUUUCGGAGAUGGCCUUGCGUCCUUUUUCAUGCAUUACUUCCUAGAACUUUGCGCCGAGGUGUGGAUGGAUUCUUUCAGGAAAAACGCCUUUCAACGCAUCCUCGAUCAGCCACGGGCCUGGUUCGAGAAAGAUGGCAAUGGAUCUCUUAGACUCACAUCGUCUCUCGAUCAGAAUGGAGAGGACAUGCGAAACCUACUAGGCCGUUUCGCCGGUUUCGUGGUUGUUGCUGCAGCAAUCACCGUCAUGGCACUUAUCUGGAGCUUGAUUGUUUGCUGGAAGCUGACACUCGUUGCUAUUUCCUGUGGACCUGUCAUUUAUGUCAUCACUCGAGGCUUCGAGGGAACAAAUGGGUUAUGGGAAAGACGAUGCAAUGAUGCGAACAAUAUCGCUGCUGAUGUCUUUACUGAGACAUUUUCCGAGAUCCGUACUGUCAGAACAUUGACAUUGGAAGGUCAUUUCCAUCGGAAACAAGCCAAUGCGAUCGCGCGAUGCUUGCUACUGGGAUUGAAACGUGCCAUCUAUACAGGCAUGCUUUUCGGUAUGGUAGAAUCAACGGUCAUAUUUUCCACCGCAUUGAUCUUCUAUUAUGGAGCGGUGCUCGCAGCAUCUCGCGAGUUCAAUGUGGACGAUGUGAUGAUGGUAUUCUCGAUGCUGCUUUUCAGCAUUGGAUACGCAGCACAGAUUCUCUCAUGGAUUCCCCAAAUCAACACCUCCCGCGAGAUAGCGACACAGCUUAUUCGCCUUGCAAAACUCCCACAAGAUGGAUCCCACGAGCACCUCGGUAGUUUGACAGUUUCAAACCUCACCCCGAUCAAGCUCAUCAACGUGAAUUUCCGAUAUCCCUCUCGGCCAAGUACUAUGGUGUUGAAGAAUGUCUCGAUUUCCAUCCCGUGCAACUCCUGUACGGCGCUCGUGGGACGGUCCGGGUCGGGAAAAUCCACAAUCGCAUCGCUCCUAUUAUCGCUCUACGAAGCACCGGCCUCCAAAACUGGACAACCCACAGUAACACUUGGCGGCGCAGAUAUCCUUCAGCUGCAUGUCCCUACCCUCCGCUCACAGAUCUCUAUCGUAUCGCAACAACCAACUAUUUUCCCCGGCACCAUUCAUGAAAAUAUCAGUUACGGGCUAGAUCAGCACUCGCCUCUAGCCUCAUCUCAUAGUGUGCGCACUGCCGCUCAAGGAGCAGGGAUUGAUGAUUUCAUCCUAUCUCUCCCUCGUGGGUACAAUACUGUGAUCGGAGAUGGCGGAGUUGGCCUUUCUGGUGGCCAGAAACAGCGUGUCGUCAUUGCGCGGGCUCUUUUGCGUCAACCCCAAAUCCUGAUUCUCGAUGAAGCCACAUCUAGUUUGGAUCCAGCGGGUGCGGAGAUUGUACGGCAGACGAUUCAGAAGUUGGUGUCCGCGCGUCAGGGGCUUACUGUCAUCAUUAUCACGCACGCAAAGGAGAUGAUUGAGAUCGCGAAUCAUGUCGUUGUUCUUGACCAGGGAGCUGUCGUAGAGGAUGGACCGUAUCAGGAUCUGGCAAAAAUGAAUGGUGGAAAGUUGCAUGCGCUGCUCAGUGACCCUGAAGAAGUCGGUGCUUAG